AUGGAAGGGCUUCAGAGGAGCAGAUACGGAACCAUGGCCGAAGGCGGGAUAGAACACCAGGGCUUUGAACCCUCCUCCUCAUUGAGGAUCAUCCUGGUAGGGAAAACAGGCAGCGGGAGAAGUGCCACCGGGAACAGCAUCCUCUGCCAGCCCGUGUUUGAGUCCAAGCUGGGGGCCCAGUCAGUGACCAGGAAGUGUCAGAGGGCAACAGGCACGUGGAAUGGGAGGAGCAUCCUGGUGGUGGACACGCCCCCCAUCUUUGAGGCUGAGGCCCAGGAUCAAGAGGUGUACCAGAACAUUGGAUCCUGCUAUCUGCUGUCAGUGCCAGGGCCCCACGUGCUGCUGCUGGUGACCCAGCUGGGGCGCUUCACCAAGCAGGAUGCGGUGGCCAUGACCAGGGUGAAGGAGGUCUUUGGGGCGGGAGCCGAGAGAUACAUGGUCGUCCUCUUCACCCACAAGGAGGACUUGGCGGGCGGAUCCUUGGAUGAGUACGUGGCAAACACAGACAACCUCAGGCUGAGGAGCCUGGUCCGGGAGUGUGGGCGGAGGUACUGCGCCUUCAACAACCGGGCCUCCGGGGAUGAGCAGAAAGAGCAGCUGGCCCAGCUGAUGGCCGUGAUCGAGGGGCUGGAGCGGGAGCACCAGGGCGCCUUCCUCACCAACGAGCUCUUCUUUGAUGCACAGAUGCUCCAGCAGAUGGGGGGUGGCGCCCAUGGAGAAGGUUACAGGCACUACCUGGACAAGGUACGGCUGCAGGUUGCAAAGCAAAAGCAAGAGCUGAAAGAGACUGAGAGAAACUGUGCCUUCAAGGCGCUCCUCCGACUCAAAGCCUGGAUCGUUUCUCAUGCCAAAAUAUUUGUUCUUCUUGUCCUAUGCCUUUUUAUUUUUCUUGCCAUUGUAAUUAUUUUGUCUAGUACCCAUCAAGGUUGA
This is a messenger RNA of Rangifer tarandus platyrhynchus (Svalbard reindeer), 930 nucleotides long. The record is from the annotation of a GenBank genome assembly. Lineage: Eukaryota; Metazoa; Chordata; Mammalia; Artiodactyla; Cervidae.